Molecule: messenger RNA, 1883 nt
Organism: Cokeromyces recurvatus
Lineage: Eukaryota; Fungi; Mucoromycota; Mucoromycetes; Mucorales; Mucoraceae
Product: MBOAT, membrane-bound O-acyltransferase family-domain-containing protein
Exons: 5
Coding region: 85-1788 (567 amino acids)
Biological process (GO): GPI anchor biosynthetic process
Cellular component (GO): endoplasmic reticulum
Source: RefSeq, a predicted model, not a curated record
AUUAUCAUUAUAUUUCCACUAUAAUAAUAAAAAUAAAAUAAUAAUAAAAAUAAGAAUACUAAUAAUAAGAAUAAGAAUAAUCAAAUGCCAAUGAUCGAAUUACAUAAGUUAAGAAAUGAUUUACCUUUAAACACAAAUUCAGUCAUGGUCAAUGAAUCAUCUACAUCUACAUCUACUACAUCAUCACGAUGGAAUACAAAAGAGUUUUAUUUAUAUUAUGUGGUUAUAGCUUUAGUAGUUCCAUACAUGUUUUAUAUUACUUAUGGACUGAGUAAAAUGGAUCAUCCAAACUAUCAUCUAUACAGUCAUCUUUUAUCAGAGGGUUGGAUAUUCAAUAGAAAAGUGGAUAAUAGUGACUUGCAAUAUGCUCAAUUUCGUAAUCAUCUUCCUUUACUAUUCGUAUUAGCCUUCUUCUAUCUUCUUCUAAGUCGACUCUAUCAUCAUGUUUUAAUAAAAAAGCAAAAGAGACAGACAAACAGCGAUAGUUCAGUAAGGUUAAAGGCUAGUUUUCAUGUACUGACUUCGCUUAUCAUUCUCACUGCUUUACACGGUACAAGUUUGAUUAAAAUAUGGAUCAUCAUUACAACGAGUUAUUUAUUGGGUCGUCUGGGUCAUGACACGAAAUGGAACCCCUUUUUAACUUGGCUAUUUAAUUUACUGAUCUUGUUCUUAAAUGAGUAUUUUGGUGGUUAUUCGUUUAAAUCUAUGAUUGCAUCUCCUUUCAUGGAUCAAUAUCAAGGCUUGUUACCAAGAUGGCAUGUAUUUUUCAACUUUACUAUACUUCGACUUAUUUCAUAUAAUAUGGAUUAUUAUUGGAAACACAACAAUUUGAAUAAGCAUCAUGAUCCUUAUGAAGAAGAACCAACCGAUAAGGAUCGUAUUCAAAUACCUUGUGUCUUACAAGAUUAUAAUUAUCUUAAUUUCUUGUCUUAUAUCCUUUACUUACCUCUCUAUUUAUGUGGUCCUAUCAUUACUUUUAAUGAUUUUAUUUCUCAGUUACGUUUUCCAUCUUCAAAGGUCACACCUCGAUUUAUCUUUACAUAUGCCUUGCGUCUUGCUUUUGUUAUUCUACUUAUGGAACUGACUCUUCACUAUCUUUAUGUCGUAGCUAUCUCAAAGGCACAAGCUUGGAAUGAGGCUCACAACUCUCCUCUCGAAUUAUGCAUGAUUGGUUAUUUUAAUCUUGUUAUCAUCUGGAUGAAGCUUUUGAUACCAUGGAGGUUUUUUAGACUCUGGGCUUUAGGGGAUGGCAUCUAUACAGAAGAAAAUAUGAUUCGAUGUGUCAGUAAUAACUUUUCAGGUCAACGAUUUUGGAAAAGCUGGCAUAGAAGCUUCAACCGCUGGACGAUUCGAUAUAUUUAUCUACCUCUAGGUGGUUCUCAUUAUAUUACCUUGAAUAUAUGGAUUGUCUUUACAUUUGUCGCUCUUUGGCAUGAUAUAGAAUUAAAAUUACUUGCUUGGGGUUGGCUCAUCUGUUUAUUUCUGCUACCUGAAAUAAUUGGAACUCGAUUAUUUACAUAUAAAAAGUUUGGUAGCACUUUUUAUUAUAGAUUUGUAUGUGGAAUAGGUGCUGUAUGUAAUAUAGGGAUGAUGAUGAUUGCUAAUCUAGUUGGAUUUUGUCUUGGAGUAGAUGGUAUGAAAACUAUGCUAAAACAAAUCUUUAAUAAUUCAAUGGAUGGAUUCGUCUUUUUGAUUUCAGUUAUUUUUUGUCUUUAUACUGCAGUACAAAUCAUGUUUGAAAUAAGGGAAUCUGAAAAGAGAAGAGGUGAUCCAAAAUGGCUUAUGUAAUGUAAAAGAAAAAACUAACACUACUACUACUACUACCACUACUACUACUACUUCUUAAGAAUAAUAUGCAUACGUAAUUUAUCCAUAUUACUACA